Diatraea saccharalis (sugarcane borer) is the source of this 3514-nucleotide messenger RNA. NCBI's taxonomy places the organism in Eukaryota, Metazoa, Arthropoda, Insecta, Lepidoptera, Crambidae. The record is from the annotation of a GenBank genome assembly.
AUGGAAAUUAAACGUAAUGCCUAUUUCAAAAAAUACGCAAAAAGUCAGUCUUCUGAAAAAGAAAAAGUCGAUGUAACAAAGUUACGUCAUGCGAACACUAUGGACUACUUAAGUAUACAAGAUCAUACUCAUACCAUCCAAGACGAUGAUGCUGACGUUGUGACUUCAGUGCAGAUCUCACCAUCUCGUAACCCCCAUCAACCCGACAUUACAAGUAAUGUUUCAAACCCGAUAAUACCUUACCUGGAGUCUUCUCCUGUUGAACUUGUGAAAUCUGAUUCAGACCACGCCUCGAUCCAAAUGAUGCAACCAAAUUCAACACCUGAACACCUAAACUGCACUACAGCUUCUGAGUUGUAUAAUCCCUUAGUUAAAGACUGUUCAGACCAAUUGACAUUUCAGUCAAUGUUAACUCCUAAACUUCAAAAAACAAUCUUCGAGAAAGGUGCAUCAAAUCAGUUAGCCCAUCAGUUCGCGCCAGCUGCUGAGCUGCAGCAGUCAGACUGCGCAAGUGUCACUUCAGAGCAAUUGACAUCAGCUCUUCAGCUUGAGCAGAGAGACUUAGUAAACGACGCUUUAGAGCAGAUGUUGCCAGAGUCUAUAUUUGUCCCCAAAUGUCAUCAAUCUGAUUUUGGUAAUAGUACGUCGGACCCAAUGUCAGAUCAGCUCACACUGACUUCAGAACUUCGGCAGCCGGAAUUCGAGGAUGCCACUACAAGCCAUGUUUCAUUUCAGCCUACGCCGAAUCCUGAUUUCACAGUGUCUGAAUAUGGCAACGUUUCGGGUCAAAUAUUACCACAGAUUACACCUGCUUCGGAACCCGAGCUUUUGACCGAAAAUGUAAUUUUGCUUUCUAGAGAAGAGGAGAUUGAAGUUUGCUUGCAGCAAAUUCAUUCUAAUGAUAAAAAUGAUCAAAGUGAAGUUAAUUAUAUUAGGAUUGAACUUGAAGAAGAUACAAACGGCGUUUUGGAAAAAAAUGAUGAUAAUGAAAGUAAAACAGGCAAGGAAACAUAUGAAGAAGGCAAAAAAAAUCAGAAAAAAAAUAGUACUACAAAAAGGAAAUAUCUAAGUCGCAAAGGGAAAUCCAAAAAGAGUAAUAAGUUACAUGAAAUCAAACACAAAAAAGCUGACGAUUUUCAUGAAAAACCUGGAUGUAGUAAGCAAAAUACCGAAAAUAUUCAAACCCGGCUUGAGAAGAAACAGGAAAGAAUUAUCAAGCAUAUAGAUUUUUUGUCAGACGACGAAAUGUUUACUUUGUAUUCUUCUUCUUGGGACGAAUCAGAUGAAAGUGACAGCUCUAACAUAUCAAAUGCUAAUAGAAAAAUUAAAAUCCAAACGAAAAACAUGAAAAAAGCUGAAAAAGGAAACAAAGACAACCAUUACUUGACGUCAAUAGAAAAUUUAGAAAAAGAGAUAAAUACAAAUGACAUUAGAAAGAAACAAAGGAAAUUUAAUAAACGUAAAGACCGAAGUUUUUUGAAAAGAUCCGGGAAACGAUAUAUUACAAUGAAAGGAAAGGUAGUAGACGCUAGAUCUCUAAAAGAAAAUCCAUGUAAGCCUAAUGGUAAAUGUCCUAAUGAAUGUUAUACUAUAUCAGAAGAGAGAAGAAAAACUAUUUUUGAUCACUAUUGGAGUUUGAGUGUUGAAAGACAACGUGAUUGGAUAGUAAGCCAUAUUAAGAAAGAAACAGUAAAGCGAAAGCGCACCAAAGAUAUAGAAAGCCGAAGGCAAUUUACAUACAGAUAUUGCAUUAACGAUGGAGAGGGCCAAAGACCCGUGUGCAUGAAUUUCUUCAUGAAUACAUUAGAUGUUCGACAAAGGAAUGUUCAUCUACUAGUUAGUAACUCGGAAUAUGGAAGCUCUAAAAGUGACAAAAGAGGCAGAGGAGUACCAGCAAAUAAAACUCCUCCGUCAUUGAUAAACUACGUAAGGGAAUAUCUUCAAGAGUUACCAGCUGUUCCUUCUCAUUACUGUAGGAAGAAUUCAAAUAGAGUUUAUUUGCCACAAGAGUACAAAAAUUUAACAAAUUUAUACAAACUUUAUAAGUUACAGAAUAUAGAUGCAGGGAAAGAAUAUGUUGGUGAAAAGGUAUUUAGGAAUAUAUUUAACACAGAAUUCAAUAUUUCAUUUCAUGUUCCCCGGAAGGACAAAUGUGUAAAGUGUAUUAAGUAUGAAAACAGCUCGGAAGAAUUUAAAGAAGAAAAAACUAAUCACUUACAAGACAAGGAAGAAACGUAUUCGAGAUUCCAGGUUCAUCAAGAUCUUCAUAAUCAUGAUAGUAGUGUCUUAUGUUCAACAUUCGAUUUACAAAAAGUGCUUAACACUCCAUAUGGUGAAAGCAUGUUGCUCUAUUAUAGCAGGAAGAUUGCAACAUAUAACUUAACAUUCUACGAAUCCGUAACCAGAGAAGGGUUCUGCUUUCUAUGGAAUGAGGUAGAGGGCAAACGAGGAGCAAAUGAAAUUUGCACCAUUUUAGCAAAAUACAUCAAAAUCGUAGAUGAAAGAAAAACUAUAAAACAUUUACUACUAUAUUGUGAUGCUUGCCCAGGGCAAAACAAAAACAAAAUUAUUUUGGCCUGCAUUUCCAAAAUUCUCAAUCUAUGUAAAAAUAUUAUGACAAUACAGAUUAACUAUCUUCUACCUGGGCACACCUUCAUGCCGGUAGACUCAAUGCAUUCGGUCAUUGAAAAAAGUGUUACAAAUACCAUCAUAUGGGCACCAUCCCAAUGGCCGACUGUCUGUUCCCUAGCACGAAAAGCUCCAAAACCCUACGAAGUUGAAGUUUUAUGUUACAAAGAUUUCGAAGGAUGGGACACAGUAUCCGAAAAAUACUUCAAAGGCAACCUUACGGGUAAAAUAAGUAAGAUUCGGAUUGCUACCUUUAAAAAAAAUAAUCUCACUCGCAUGGAGGUCAAAUACUCUAUGUGUGAUAAAGCAAAAUCAGAGUAUAUCGAUAUUAUUGGAAAAAUCGACCUCAUGCCCAAAAAAAUUUAUAAAACCAGACUCCCUAUUUCCAAAAAGAAAUAUAAUGAUUUGGAAAAAUUAUGUAAGAAUAGAACUAUUCCUGCAAUGUAUAUUCCAGAAUACGAAUCAUUACCGCAAGCUGCCAAUAUACAAGACUGUCUACCUGAUACAGACGUAGAAGAUACUGUGGAAGACUAAAUUAAAAUUUUAGAGUUAUUUAAAUAAUUAUCAUUGAUUUGUUUAUUAAUUAUUGAUAUCUUGAGGCUAGCAUUUUCAUUAAAUUUUCUGUUGUAAUUGUAUUCAAUAAUGAAUAUUUGUUGAAAUAAGAUAUCAUUCGAUGGUUCAUUAAUGUGUAAGAAAAUAAUUUAUCAGUAAUUGUUAUGAAAGAAAGUUAUAUUAUUUUUUGUUAACUUAAUUAUGCAAAGAUUGUGAUUAUUUUUAGUUCAUAAAAUUCCUAAAAAAAUCUGAAUAAAGAUUAUUUAAUGCGACAAUGUAACUGAUACCAAAUUAUCUGAUUUUCGAUCUGUUUUGUUCCAAUAUUUUUGUAACU